Notolabrus celidotus (New Zealand spotty) is the source of this 1730-nucleotide messenger RNA. It is a transcript of the gene elmod2, whose product is annotated as ELMO/CED-12 domain containing 2. Gene Ontology annotation, cellular component: membrane. Gene Ontology annotation, molecular function: GTPase activator activity. The record is from RefSeq and is a predicted model, not a curated record. The transcript has 9 exons. Bases 148 to 1044 code for a protein of 298 amino acids. NCBI's taxonomy places the organism in Eukaryota, Metazoa, Chordata, Actinopteri, Labriformes, Labridae.
GUGGGACCCUGAACGCCUCGGAGCCAGACUGUUGUCAAGAGAGGCGUUGCUAACUAACACACGGUGGUGGUUAGCUCGCAUGUUGAAGAGAAGUUCAGGUGUUUCUUUUUCAAACAACAGUAUUGGCCUACGUGCUACAAGAAGAACAUGCUGGGGAGUAUCUGGCAGUAUGUCUACACAUCCUUCCUGAGGUACUGGCUGAAAUGGUUUAUCAGACAGGCAACAGGCACUUGUGAGCUGCAGAGGAUAUGCUCUGGAUACAAACCUGGGGCAGCAAGAACUGCAAAAGCAGAAUAUUCUCUGCGGUCAUCAAAGAACAAGGUUUUGAGAGUAGCGUUGGAAACAGGCAAGAAUGACUUGGAACACAGUGUGGAUCAAAUAAUGAAAGAGAAGAAUGUCAAACCCCAGAAGGACCCGCUGUUCAGGGAAAACCUCCACAUCUGUCUGUUACAGAUUACAGGCUACAGCAGCCUUUUUGUUUGUGUGGAAGACGUUAGAAAGGAGGUUUUUGACUCUGAGGACCAAAAGCAUGAGGCCAUGCUGUUGAAGCUGUGGGAUCUGUUGAUGCCAAAUGUCAAACUGGAGUCCAGGAUCACCAAGCAAUGGGGAGACAUCGGGUUCCAAGGAGAUGACCCAAAAACUGACUUCAGAGGAAUGGGCAUGCUGGGCCUAAUCAACCUUGUUUUUUUCAGUGAAAACUACACAGAGGAGGCUCGGCAGGUGUUGUCUCAUGCAAAUCAUCCUAAACUGGGGUAUUCUUAUGCCAUCGUUGGGAUCAACUUGACUGAAAUGGCCUACAGCCUCAUGAAGAGUGGUGCUUUGAAACCCCAUUUCUACAACACAGCACAGGGCACACCUGAGCUCAAAGACUUUCAUCAGUUAUACUGUUAUCUGGCAUAUGAAUUCGAUAAAUUCUGGGUGGCAGAAGAACCAGAGAGCAUCAUGCAUUUCAACCAGUACAGAGAAAAAUUCCAUAACAUAGUCAAGACAAAUCUGCAGGACCCCAAUGUAUCCCUCACAUUGACUGUCAGCUCUAAAAACUAACAUUCACCCAAAGUGUUGUAUGGCCUCUAUGGAUCCUGGCGUUAUUUGAUCAGGUAGACGGAGGUCAGAAGCAUGAAAGCAGACUGAAACCAGUGAUUUCCCUCAAAAAUUGGAGGAAAUAAAGACCUCCAGUGUUUGGUUUUUUUGAUCCUUUGGUCCUGCCUUUUUCCUCUUGUCACAGUGAUAGUCAAAGGUUUUCAGAACACAGCACAAAACUAAAAGCUUAUACCUCAAAAAAAUGACCAAUCCCUUGUUUGAUUAACCUUUGUUGAAGGGAAGUAAGAGCUGCUGCAGGAAGCUGUAGUGAUAACAGGUCUCUCUUUUGUAAGGGUUAGUGCACUUUCUCUGAGAAAGCAGCCAAAUAGUUGUUGUAAAAAACAGUUAUUAAAUUGUUGAUUUACCUCUGUUUCUGCAGCUGUCUUUUUUGUACUGUAAACAAGACUUGUGUGUUCUUACAGUUGUCCUGCUAAAGAUAAUACCAGUACAUGUGUGUCUUAAAGUCUCCUCUGCUGUCAUCUGUAUUGUGGAAUAUAGGUGAUGUUUGCCUCCAUGUUCCUGCAGUGUGAAUGUCUAAAUAAUACCUUUAUACUGUUGUUUUAUGCUGUGAUUUGCCUUUGAGGAAGGUAUUUAAUAAUUAACACAUUCUACUCAAAAGUGAAUAAACACACAAUUUGAUGUUUUGAAAA